UAUAGUUUGUACGGAAAGUGACUUUCUUUGAACCAUUCCUGCAUUGCAUCUCCCACAGUAUUAAAGUCCACGGACAACAUUCAUAUAGUUCCCUGAAACCACAGCACUACAAAUCUCUCUUAAUUUCCUCUCUGAUCAAAUUUAAGAGAGAGAGAUGGAUUCUGAUGCAAGGCCACAGCGAGUAACAGGGGUAGUUAUAAUAACUCUUCCACCAUCUGACAACCCUUCUUUAGGCAAAACAAUCACAGCUUUUACUCUUACUGAUGAUGUUUUCCCUCAUUCCCACCAAACCCAACAACGAGAACCAGAACAAGAACAGAAUUUGCCAACAACCCAAGUUCUAACAUCACCUCCACCUUCACCACAAAACCCUCAACUUGGAUUCUCAUUCUCAAGACUCUUUUUUGAUAACCCGAGAAAGCUAUUAGGCUUUCUGGGUAUCUCUCUUUUAGCUCUUCUUUUUUACAGUUUUUCUUUCUCCAAUACUUUUUUAGAAUUAAAGAAUUCCAACAAUGAUGAUGAAAAGCCACAGUCUUUUAUCUUCCCUUUGUAUCAUAAACUGGGGGCUGAUUCGGAGCUCAAGUUGGGGAGAUUUGUGGAUGCUGACAAGGAGAACUUGGUGGCUUCAAUUGAUAGUGGUGCAAUAGGAACUCAAAAGAUCAACAAAUUGGUUGCUGUUAAUGCUGCUGUAAUUGAUUCAUCUGGUACUAUUUUGCCUGUUAGGGGGAAUGUUUAUCCAGAUGGAUCGUACUUCACAUACAUGCUUGUUGGGAAUCCUCGAAGACCUUAUUUUCUUGAUAUUGAUACUGGGAGUGACUUAACGUGGAUACAAUGUGAUGCUCCUUGCAGCAGUUGUGCCAAGGGAGCAAAUCCUCUUUACAAACCAACAAGAGUCAAUAUCGUAGGGUCAAAGGACUCAAUGUGCACAGAGGUACAGAAGAAUCAGAAGCCUCAAAAUUGUGAAACAUGCCAACAGUGUGACUAUGAGAUUGAAUAUGCUGAUCUUAGCUCCUCCCUGGGGGUUCUUGCAAGAGAUAAACUUCACCUAGUGACUGCAAAUGGAUCAAUUACCAACUUAGAUGUUGUUUUUGGGUGUGCAUAUGAUCAGCAAGGCAUGCUUUUGAACACUCUGUCAAAGACAGAUGGAAUUCUUGGACUAAGCAGGGCUAAGGUUAGCUUGCCUUCUCAAUUGGCAAGUAAGGGAAUUAUUAACAAUGUGGUCGGUCAUUGCCUUGCUACAGAUGUUGGUGCUGGUGGAUAUAUGUUCUUAGGUGAUGAUUUUGUACCAAACUGGGGCAUGUCAUGGGUCCCUAUGCUUGGAAGCCCUUCAAUAGAAUUUUACCAAACACAACUUGUGAAAAUCGAUUAUGGAAGUAGCUCUCUUAGUUUAGGCGAACAAGACAGCAACACUGGAGGAGUUGUGUUUGACAGUGGCAGUUCUUAUACAUACUUCACAAAAGAAGCAUAUGACGAAUUGGUCGCUUCUCUUAGUGAGGUUUCUGAGCUCGGAUUUAUCCAAGAUGCAUCAGAUCCAACACUUCCAAUUUGCUGGCAAACUCCAUUCCCGAUCAGAUCUAUCAUGGAUAUCAAGCAAUUCUUCAAAGCUUUAACCCUUCAUUUUGGGAGCAAAUGGUGGAUUAUAUCCAAGAGGUUUCAUAUUCCUCCAGAAGGGUACUUGAUCCUUAGUAAUAAAGGUAAUAUCUGCUUAGGCAUCCUGGAUGGAAGCAAUGUACAUGAUGGAUCCACAUUUAUACUUGGAGACAUUUCGCUGCGGGGGCAACUGGUUGUGUAUGACAAUGCGAAAAUGAAGAUUGGUUGGACACAAUCAGAUUGUGCCAAGCCAAGAAGAUUCAACAGCCCCCCCGCUUUCUUUGAAGGAUAGUUGCCUUCAGUUGUGCAUUAUAGUAGGACACAAUUAUAAGUAAAUCGGUGUGUAUUUGUAAAUUUAUCUCACUUAAUGCUGUAUGGGCACAUUCACUUUCUGCAGUCACUUCUUCUGGACCAAAAGGUGCACAUCUGCAUUUUAUUUUAUUUUAUUUAUUAUCUUUUUUCUUUUUUUGGUAACAUGCGAGGGGGAACUGGGACUUGGAGUUUGAGUCUUAAUGAGGAGGUUGAUAAGCAGUAAGCCAUGAUGGACUUGUUGCACAUUUUCAUUUGUCUUAGCCCCAAAAUAGAAAAUGCAAUCCUCAAAACCACUGAACAGUCAGCAAAUCACCUUGAUAUAAAUCACAAUUUUGUUGAUUUAUUUUUGGAAAAUGCCAGGGAAUUUUUUAUCAACUCAUACAUUUUUUUUUAGUACAGAGGGUAGGGGUUGGGGGGAGGCUUGAAACCGAGACCUUAAUGUACCUUCUAGCACUACGUGGCCAAUAGGUCAGGAGGCAGGGACUCAUCAACUUAGACACUUAAGCAACAGUAAAAAGUUGGUUUUUAUUAUUAUUAUUAUUAUUUUUUUAUAGUAUGACCAAGAAAUCAUCACAUAGGACUCAAUCGUAAGAUCUGCAAAUUAAAAUGUGAAGGGCAUUAAUAUCACAAAAACCUUGAUCGUUAUUAUGGUGUUGCCUUUUUGGACAUUGUACAGAAACAUUUGAUAACGGGAAAAACACAACCCCAUUCAACAUCGAUCGAAACAAUUGUAAGAGAAAGGAAUGCCAGCGGCACGCUUUUGGACGCUUGAACUGUUAUAAUAAAACCACGUCCUAAUCACGUUUUGGGUUUGGAACCGGCAACUCCAUAUAGUAGUAGGUUACUGAUUUCUCAAGUGUGUUGGGCUUUUUCUUAGAUAAAAGAAAAUAAUAAAAUAAAAGGUAAAACAUACUUAACAAAUCUUUCCUAUCAAGAGUCUU
Molecule: messenger RNA, 2843 nt
Organism: Durio zibethinus
Lineage: Eukaryota; Viridiplantae; Streptophyta; Magnoliopsida; Malvales; Malvaceae
Product: aspartyl protease APCB1-like
Biological process (GO): proteolysis
Molecular function (GO): aspartic-type endopeptidase activity
Source: RefSeq, a predicted model, not a curated record